Polypterus senegalus (gray bichir) is the source of this 1978-nucleotide messenger RNA. It is a transcript of the gene b4galt2, whose product is annotated as UDP-Gal:betaGlcNAc beta 1,4- galactosyltransferase, polypeptide 2. Gene Ontology annotation, molecular function: glycosyltransferase activity. NCBI's taxonomy places the organism in Eukaryota, Metazoa, Chordata, Cladistia, Polypteriformes, Polypteridae. Gene Ontology annotation, biological process: carbohydrate metabolic process. The record is from RefSeq and is a predicted model, not a curated record. The transcript has 7 exons. Bases 529 to 1647 code for a protein of 372 amino acids.
CUCGCUCCGUUUUGCUGCCUUUAUUCUCAACAGAAAUGUAUUUUUAACGGACUUGCUGGUGGAGGAGGGGGGCGGGAGGAUGCACCCAUAGUAGGAAUCUGCAAUCGGAUAAUUGAGCAUUAUUACCGUAACAGUUCGGGGACAGAAUGGAGGAAGCGUCUGCUACGCCGGGCCGCUGUCAGGAGAAUGUUAGUGUGAAUAUCACGCAAAUAUGAUGACAGACUGUUUCUCGGGGAAAGAAAGAAAAAAAGAAAGAAACCACAGCUGCGAUCAAGUGGCUUUCAUUUCUGGAUGUGUAUUUAUUUAACAUGUGCCUUCUUCUGCCAGCGUACAUUUCACGUUGCUUCGAGUGCUGCCAGUUGCUGUACUGAUUAUUGGUCCUGGCAGUUUUAAAGAAAAGGGACGUUGUCGAAAUAAUGCCGUGGGUUUGCAGCUGGCAUUUUAAGGUGCUGUGCAGACCCUGAGUGCUCCUUCAUCCAAAGGUGCAGAUGCUUGUCCCUGUGCACGUGUCUUGCCUUUGCGCUGAAAAUGACCAGACUGAUGUUGGGCAGAACUCUGGAAAGAAUCUGUAAGGCCGUACUCCUCCUUUGUCUUGUGCACUUUCUCAUCAUGAUGAUCCUCUACUUUGAUGUCUAUAGCCAGAGAUUUGACAUCUUUGGUCGCUUCAAUGGACGCAACUUUUCACGAUCACAUCACUACUACUUCAAUCUGUCUCGUCCAAACAGCACCUUUCCUACUUACCUGGCAACAGGGGACCACUUUUUGGCCAGUUCAAGUCCUGAAACAAAUCACACACCAACUGUCAAACCUUUGCCUCCAUGCCCUGAAAUGCCUCAUGGUUUAGUUGGCCGUUUACUGAUUGAAUUCAGCUCCCAUAUGACACUGGAGAGAGUGCAAAAAGAAAAUCCUGAUGUAACAGAAGGAGGUAAAUACUCCCCACCAGACUGUAAAGCCAAGCAGAAAGUUGCUAUCAUUAUUCCAUUCCGGCACAGAGACCACCAUCUAAAAUACUGGCUCCACUACCUCCACCCCAUUCUCCGUCGACAGAAGAUUUACUAUGGGAUAUAUAUCAUUAACCAGCAUGGGGAAGACACAUUUAAUCGAGCUAAACUUUUGAAUAUUGGAUACAAAGAAGCACUGAAAGAUGCAGAGUAUGACUGUUUCAUAUUCAGCGAUGUGGAUCUGAUUCCUAUGGAUGACAGAAACCUGUAUCACUGCUAUGACCAGCCAAGGCAUUUUGCCAUUGCGAUGGAUAAAUUUGGUUUCAGGUUACCAUAUACUGGUUACUUCGGUGGAGUUUCUGGUCUCAGCAAGGUUCAGUUUCUCAAAAUAAACGGCUUUCCUAAUGAAUACUGGGGUUGGGGUGGUGAAGAUGAUGAUAUCUAUAACAGAAUUACACUAAAUGGUAUGAAGGUCUCACGUCCUGAUGUGCGCAUUGGUCGAUACCGAAUGAUCAAGCAUGAGCGAGACAAGCACAAUGAACCCAACCCGCAGAGGUUUAACAAAAUACAGAAUACAAAGACAACAAUGAAGCGAGAUGGAAUAAAUUCACUUCAGUACCGCUUGUUACAGGUCACAAAGUACCCUUUGUACACAAAUGUCACUGUGGACAUCGGCAAACCUCCUCCAAGGUCACCCAGAGGAUAGGACUACCCUCUGAAAUCCAGGGACUAACUCCUCUGAUUCUUCGAUGGCAAGCAAACCAAGUACCCACUCCUGCAGUAUUCCUCUCUUCUUGUCAAUCAGGGGAGCAGUUGAAACAGGAAAGCCUUAACCAAUGCCUGAAGUUCUGAGGUUUGAUGCAGGAAGAGGGGGAACUAUAGGCCCCAAGGGGACAGCACAAGCCACGUGUUUUGUGCAGCGUAUCAGAAGGCCAUUUGCUUAUCGACCUAGAGCUACUGUCCACCAGAAGCUAACUCUCAUUGUAACUGCUAGUUCUCGAGCUAAUGUUCUUUGCAGUGAUCACCACCCUGAAAAC